Messenger RNA from Selaginella moellendorffii, 2374 nucleotides. Its product is annotated as polyadenylate-binding protein-interacting protein 4. The coding region runs from base 1 to 2208 and encodes 735 amino acids. Gene Ontology annotation, molecular function: RNA binding. Gene Ontology annotation, cellular component: cytoplasmic stress granule. The record is from RefSeq and is a predicted model, not a curated record. The transcript is spliced from 16 exons. NCBI's taxonomy places the organism in Eukaryota, Viridiplantae, Streptophyta, Lycopodiopsida, Selaginellales, Selaginellaceae. Gene Ontology annotation, biological process: cytoplasmic stress granule assembly.
AUGCGAUGGUCGAUCGAAAACUCGAUCGAUCGUCGCGGAGGAGUUGGAACAGGGAAGGAUCCGGCAGGGGAAGAUUUUCUUGACAGAUUUGUUCUUGGAUCGAUGAGAGAGCGCUCCGAGAAGAUCUUUUAUCGAGGACUUGGUUGUACAGGGUUAGGGUUUGAGCUGAUCGAUGGUACGAGAGCUCUGAUCGAGCGCGCUAGCGUCUUGAUUUCCAGGGGCGCUGGGGCUGAAUCGGUGCGCGGCGCGGCACAGGGUUUGCAGCGAGGGAUGAAUCACCCGCGAUCGUUUGGGAGCAACGGGGUCGGACGUCGCAGCCCGGCACAUCGAUCGGAUGCCCCGAAUUGGAGGUCUGAUGAGGAGCUGAGGGGUGGAGCUCACGACGUCCAUGGCCGUCUCCUCUAUCUCACGAUGUGCUUAGUUGGGCAGUUCGUCGAGGUCCAGCUCAAGGAUGGCUCGGUCUUUUCGGGGAUUUUUCACACUGCGAAUAUGGAUAAAGAUUUCGGAGUGGUUCUUAAGAUGGCCAGGCUCACAAAGGAAGCCGGCGGGAAAUCUGGAAAGGGUGACGCUGUGAAGCAGGCUGCACGGAAACCACCGACGAAAUCGCUUAUCAUUUACGCAAAAGAUCUAGUGCAGAUCGAUGCUAAGGAUGUUUCUCUCACCGGGGAAUACCUUCCGAAUGGUCGUUCUCGCGAAAAUAAGAACGAGCUUCUGACUGAUUCAUUUAUCUCCCAAAACCGACGCGACACGGAGAGGGAAUUGAAGCCUUGGAAGCCUGACAGCGAAGCUCCGAGAAAUCUGGGACUGGACACUACCUUCCAGAACUCUUGGAACAGAAAUUGGGAUCAGUUCGAAACAAACAAAGCCUUGUUCGGAGUUGAAACCACAUUUGACGAGGAGUUGUAUACAACAAAGCUGGAGAAGGGUCCUCAAACGAGGGAACGAGAAAGAGAGGCCUCCAGGCUAGCGAGAGAAAUCGAGGGUGAUUCAACGAGGAACAAUCACUUGGCUGAGGAUCGUGGCGUCUCGGACGCCGAGCUGGAUACUCUUGAUGAAGAAAGUAGGUUCUCUUCGGUCUUGAGAUCGCAUACCGAGGGUGAUGGAGAAGAUGAUCACCACAAGGCCGCAAACAGCUGGAAUGAAGAAACUUUUGGUAGCGUCUCUGGAUCGACUGAAAGCAAUGUCAGUACGCCUACGGCAGUGGAGCGGCCUCUGCAGGAUUCGUCUCAGCAGGUUCCAGCAACAUCGUCACCACGGUCAUCUGCAUCAGCUAGUGAUGCUGGUCUUCAGGCACUAAAUCUAAAUACCAGCGUUUCUGAAGAAGUGUUGAGGGACUUCCGCGACUUCAAGGAAACUACGAAGAACUCGGGCACGAACUCCGUUUCAUCUUCUCGGCCACGUAGUCCGAUCAAGCCAGCUGCACCGAAAGCGUCCGAGUCUCCCUCGCCAGAAAUCGAAGCAGACAGGCCAUCCACACCGGCUGCUCCAGCAUCUGCUGCCAACAAUUCUGCUACGGGCAACAAGAAGUCGUUGUUAAAUCCGAACGCAAAGGAGUUUAAGCUAAAUCCGAAUGCAAAGGUGUUCACGCCGAGCUUUCCCCCAGCAAGGCCGGCUUCUCCAAUCAAUCCGAGUCCAAUCUACGUGCCCGCGGGAGUUCCGGUUGCCCCGAUGCAAGGAAUGCCCGUGUACAUGCAGCAGCCCGGACAACCGGCUCAAUAUACGCAGUACAAUAACACCAUGGCUGCGACUGGUGUCACGACUUCGCCUUACAUUCAACCUUCUGCGACUUUCAUUCCAGGUCCUGCUGGUCCUCCGAUUAAGUUGCCUCCACAAACACAAGCACAGGUUGGUGCAAGUCCCUACGGACAGCAACAGGCAAUACGCUAUAUGCCUCCAACGAUGCAACCUACACCCGCUUAUCCUCAUCCAAACCAGUAUCCACAGCAAGUCAUCUAUGGACAACCUCCCCUCGUUUACAUCCACCAAUAUCCUCAGGCUAUGAUGCAAGGACAACCGCUGCAGAUGCAGCAAGGACCGCUUGGACCUCCUUCGCAACUCUCGCAGCCUCAGACAGGAGGUGAAGGAUUGCAUUCCAACGUUUUGGUAGGACAAUCUCCUCCUCUCCAGUCUCCACUCCACAGCCCAGUUCCUCGAUCGCAAGCGGUGCCAGUGUCGGUAGCAAGCUCCAGCGGUGCUUGGACUGGUUAAACGGGAAGUGACGAUGAAGAAAUAGUGAGAGAGGGAGAGCGAGACGCGAGAGAGAAAAGUGUGUGAGAGCUAACAUGAGAAGGAGAGUUUUUGAUCGGUUUUGCUGAGAGCAGUGUAAUUAAAUCGUGGAAACUAAUACUAACUUUGGUAGGCUUAGUGUAAGAAA